AUGUCAGACUCGGCUUCCGUCAUCCUUUUCGAUGCCAAAGAGCACGCCCACGUGACGGUCUAUCUUGCCGCCAUCCACGCAUCCUGCAUUACCCACGAUCGCACAAUAGCUACCUUUCUUCCGCCCCUCUCGCACGGGAAGCUGCUAUCAUGGUGGAAGGCCCGCAUAGCAGAACUCGCAGACGGCAGCCGGGUCAUAUUCUUGCUGCUCGACGGCACAAACCCCUUGGGGAGCAUAGAAGGACCCGAGAUUGUCGGCGUCGUCAUGCUGGUCCUCCCGUCAUCAGAGACGGGACCCUUUCGGUGCCUGGUGGAGAAGUUGCUCAUCCACAGAAGAUUUCGGGGAAGAGGCGGCGCCAGGUUGCUGAUGAGUGCGUUGGAAGCCGAGGCGCUGAAGCGCCGCCGAACAUUGCUGCUGUUGGACACGGAGACUGGGAGCCCGGCCGAGGCCGUCUACAAGAAACUGGGCUACACGGAGAUGGGAAGAAUCCCGGGCUAUGGCAUCAGCCCCACGGGAGAUCUGAAAGAGGGCACCUUCUUUUACAAAGACAUCUCGGCGCAGAGGUAUACCGAGUGA
Messenger RNA from Cordyceps militaris CM01, 576 nucleotides. RefSeq names its product Acetyltransferase. Gene Ontology annotation, molecular function: acyltransferase activity, transferring groups other than amino-acyl groups. The record is from RefSeq and is a predicted model, not a curated record. The transcript has 2 exons. NCBI's taxonomy places the organism in Eukaryota, Fungi, Ascomycota, Sordariomycetes, Hypocreales, Cordycipitaceae. Bases 1 to 576 code for a protein of 191 amino acids.